Anolis carolinensis (green anole) is the source of this 2318-nucleotide messenger RNA. RefSeq names its product fucosyltransferase 11 (gene pofut4). Lineage: Eukaryota; Metazoa; Chordata; Lepidosauria; Squamata; Anolidae. Gene Ontology annotation, molecular function: alpha-(1->3)-fucosyltransferase activity. The transcript is spliced from 3 exons. Gene Ontology annotation, cellular component: Golgi membrane. The record is from RefSeq and is a predicted model, not a curated record. Bases 368 to 1837 code for a protein of 489 amino acids.
GGAAGCCUGCUUCGUGAAAGAGUUGUGGGCGGGUCCCUUUGGUCUCCUACAAACCAAUACUUGGAGGCCAAGGGGGCUACUCAUCACUGUCAGCCAGGUCCCACAGAUUGCGGAGGCCUGCUUUAAAUGCCAGCCUUAUAGUUGUGGGCGGGCCCCUUUGAUCUCCUAGCAACCAAUAACUGGAGGCCCCGGGGGCUGCGCUGAAGGGCCUGGUCCCAAUGCGCUCCCUUCAGAGGGAUGCCUCCUCUCCGCAGAGAUGCGGGCAGCUCUUUCUGGAAACGAGGAGGGAUGUGACUGGGCCCUGAGGUCAACGCAAGGGCUGCUGGGUCGGAGGCAGUAGAAGCGGCGGGAAAGCUGAGAAGAAAGCAUGGGCCCUCCGCGGUGGGCUUCUUUGCCUUUCCUCCUGCCCCUCCUCUGCUUCUGCGUGGCCUUGAACGAGACGGAGCCGGAGGAAGGCGGCGAAGGCCUCCCGGGAGAGUUCUUCCGUCCCGUAGAGCCGCACCUGGGGCUCUUCGCAGCGGCGUCGUCGGUGCCCUCCUUCCGGGGCCCUGGCAACGCCGACCCCCGAAGCGACGGGGAGCUGCCGGUGCUGCUGUGGUGGAGCGGGAGCCUCUUCCCGCACUUCCCUGGCGACACGCAGCGCAUCGACUGCGCGCGCGGCUCCUGCCUCAGCACUAAGCGGCGGCGGGCGCGAGGCCUGCGCCGGACGCGCGCGCUGCUCUUCUAUGGCACCGACUUCCGGGCCUAUGAGGCGCCGCUGCCCCGCGCGCCGCACCAAACCUGGGCCCUCUUCCACGAAGAAUCGCCCAUGAACAACUACCUGCUCUCGCACGCCGCCGGCCUGGCCCUCUUCAACCACACCGCCACCUUUCGGCGCGAGUCCCACUACCCGCUCACCCUCCAGUGGCUGCCCGACCUCGACUACCUGCGCCGCCCGCCCGCCCUGGGCCUGGAGCAGAAGCAGCGCCUCCGGGAGGCCGGCCUCGCCCCGCUCCUCUACGUCCAAUCCCACUGCCAAGUCCCCUCCGACCGCGACCGCUUCGCCCAGGAGCUCAUGAAGUACAUCCAGGUGGACUCUUAUGGUAAAUGCCUGAACAAUCGGGAGCUUCCCAGUAUGAGGCUGAGAGACACUUCUACAGCCACUACCGAGGACUCUGAAUUCAUGGCUCUUAUCUCUCAGUACAAGUUUCACCUGGCUAUGGAGAAUGCCAUAUGCCAAGAUUACAUGACAGAGAAACUGUGGAGGCCGAUGCACGUUGGAGCUGUCCCGGUCUAUCGAGGCUCACCAUCAGUGCGAGACUGGAUGCCUGAUGACCAUUCCAUCAUUCUCAUUGAUGACUUUGGAAGUCCUAAAGAGCUAGCAGAAUAUAUUGACUUCUUGGAUAGGAAUCCAGAUGAGUACUUGAAAUAUUUAGAGUACAAGAGUCCAGGUGGUAUUAAAAACCAGUUCUUGCUGGAUAGUAUGGCGAAGCGUGAAUGGGGAGUAAAUGACAUGACACUGCCUAAUUAUCUGAAUGGAUUUGAGUGCUUUGUCUGUGACAGGGAAAAUGCCAGACUUGAAGCAGAAAGAAACCAUAAGAGGACUAAAGGGAAACUGCCAGCUCCUGAACCUACGAUAGCUCAGUUCACGCACAUGGGAUGCCCUCCACCUGCACCUGGAUAUGGAAACAUUGAGGACAUUCCUCCUGGAGACAGCUGGAAAGAAAUGUGGUUAGAAGAUUACUGGCAGGGUCUUGAUCAAGGUGAAGCCCUCACAGCUAUGAUUCACCACAAUGAAUCAAAUCAAGACAGAUUUUGGGAUUACAUGCAUAAAAUAUUCAUGAAGCGAACUCAGUAAAACUGACUUUAUACCAGUUAAGUAUUUUCAAAUUAAUCAGAAAAAUGGCAGUAUUCCAAUUUACAAGAAAACAAAAUCAUGAUGAACAAAAUAUACAAAAUCUUACCAGUAUUGCAACUGAAGCUCUUGGACAUCUUGGAUAGAAUCCUUUAUAUAUUGUUCUAAUUUUGAGACUACUUUUUUAGGCUCAAUUUUUUACCAGAUUUUGCUAUUGCAUCAUUUGCUAAUUCUUCAAAUGGUGAAACUCCAUCUUUGGGCCAAAGAAAAACAUUUAGUACUUUGUUGUUUGAACAAUGUUUUAUGAAGUAUUAUUUUUAUAUUUUUAUGAAAUCACUUUAAACAGGACCUAAUGGACAUAGAAGGCCAUUUUAAAUGGUUCUCUUUUUCAUAAGUAUUCAACAUUGAUAUGUCAUAAACAAUAAUAACUGGUGCUAAUGCAAAUGAAAACAUUUCAGUUGAAUAAAAUAUUUUUCUGUCCCUA